AGAUGUCGCGCUCUGAAGCCAAACUGCGCGAUGUGUCGUACGACGUGGGACCGUCCUCCUCUGGCAGUGCGUCAGCGAAGCUAGAAGGCUAUCGCUUUAUUGAUAUGGACGUGCUGGCAGCGUUCUUGGGUGCUAGUCUUGUUUGUGCGAGGUGCCAUGGACAAGUCAGCCUUUCAGAAGCCGAAGACGAGCGAAUGGGGUUGGCUUCGAAGCUCGUGUCGACAUGUCAAAGAUGCCAUCACGAAGAAAAGACAUUCAUCAGCAAAAACAUUGAUCGUGGAGCUAUGGACGUCCACAGACGAGUGGUUCUUUCAAUGAGAAUGAUAGGGUGUGGACUAGAACCGCUUCAGCGCUUUUGUGGCUAUAUGAACAUGCCAGGUUCCAUGGGAGAACAUCCAUAUCAAAGUCACGUGACGGCGCUACGCAACGCGGCCGAAGAGGAAGCUGAACAGAGUAUGAAGAAAGCAGUAGAUGACAUUAGGCACUUCCACGAUGAGAAUGUUUAUGGUACCAUUAGUAUUGGAGUGUCUGGUGAUGGAACCUGGCGAAAACGGGGCUAUUCAUCCUUCCAUGGCGUAGGCACGGUAAUUUCUAUUGUAUCAGGAAAAUUAGUCGAUCUGUCUGUCAAGUCCUCCUACUGCCGUGCCUGUGCCGUAUGUAAGAAGAAAGAAGGAACAGAGAAAUACCAUGAGUGGCUCACAAAGCAUAGCCCCAACUGCCACAAGAACUACAGCGGUUCUUCAGGAGGCAUGGAGGUAUCCAGCAUGAUAGACAUCUUCCAGAGGUCUAUGGCCACAAGAAAUGCGAAGUAUACAGAAUAUUUAGGUGAUGGUGACAGUAAGGCAAUCAAAGGAAUAAAUGAUGCUGCACCAUAUGGCCCAGACCUACUGGUAGAAAAACUUGAGUGCAUCAACCAUAUGUCCAAACGACUAUAUCAUCGCCUGGAAAAAGUGAAAGCAGACAACAAGGGUAAGAAGCUAUCAGAUGGGAAAGGAAUGGACGGGAAAGGGAGGUUGUCCCUGAAAGUGAUGAAAGAAUUACAAAUGUACUUUGGAAAGGCAAUCAGGGACAACCAGGAGGACUUACAGGCGAUGAAGAAAGCCAUCUGGGCAACUUAUUACCAUCGGUCGUCAACUGACGAAAAACCACAACAUCAUUUCUGCCCAGAUGGCGAGGACACAUGGUGCAAGUAGAAUAAAGAUGCCUCCACAUACACACAUCAUGAUGUAAUUCCACACCCUAUCGCUGACCUCAUCAAACCAGCCUAUGAAGAAAUGACUAAGGAUGAACUCCUGAAGAAGUGCCUUCAUGGUGGCACCUCAAAGGCUAAUGAGGGUUUUAAUAAUUUGUUGUGGAAGAUAGCUCCAAAGUCGGAAUUCUCAGGACUUCCAACUUUGGAGCUAUCCUCAUACUUAGCAGUUUUAAAAUUUAAUGAUGGAGAGAGUUCCGUAGCUAGAGUCUUAGAUAGAGGGGGUGGGGGGGAAAUAGGUAAAUUUUCAAUGGUGACAGCAAGAAAGAAGGAUGAGAGGACGGUAAAGGCUAGUGAAUAUAAGGAGAGGGAGGAGGUGAAAAGGAAGAGAUUCCAGCUGAGGAAGGACAGAUCAAGCAAAAUGAAGAAGCAGGUAACUACAGAAGGGCCAGAGUAUGGUGCAGGGAUGUUCUGACUUACAAUGUCGAGUUUAGAUUUCAGGUAAUAUUAUAACUUUGAAAAUCUAGAUAAAAUCAAAUUCUGCAUAAAGUGUCUAUAAAAAAUAAUCUAAAUUUAGUCAAGCGUAUCUACU
Messenger RNA from Corticium candelabrum, 1781 nucleotides. RefSeq lists its product as uncharacterized. The record is from RefSeq and is a predicted model, not a curated record. The transcript has a single exon. NCBI's taxonomy places the organism in Eukaryota, Metazoa, Porifera, Homoscleromorpha, Homosclerophorida, Plakinidae. The coding region runs from base 3 to 1193 and encodes 396 amino acids.